Molecule: messenger RNA, 1408 nt
Organism: Rhagoletis zephyria (snowberry fruit fly)
Lineage: Eukaryota; Metazoa; Arthropoda; Insecta; Diptera; Tephritidae
Source: RefSeq, a predicted model, not a curated record
AUGGACAUCUUCGAAGAUACCGAGCCGUACUACGCGCUGGAGCAGCUGCGGCACCACGAAGUGUCGCCCCUUAUGGUAGCAAAUCUGUUAUUCAGAUUUUGUGAGCCAAAGCUACAUGGCGUCAGUGAUGAUAACUUGGCGACACUUGCCAAUAUUACCAUCGAAAAGCUUUCCUGUGAUUCCCCACUCACAGAGGUGUUACGCUCACUGGAUUGUGUCGAAUUCAAUAAGAAAAUAUUCAAAAAUUUGCAGUUUGAUUACGAUCGAUUCUUUCACUUUUGCCGACUUCUCUGCUCCAGAGAUAAACAGGGUUUCGACAUUAUUGGAAUCGCCUUCUUUUCUAAACCAUGGAAAAACAAUGCCUACUUUCAACUAGAGUUCAUCAAAUUUUGCAUUCAAAGCAAUAAUCUCGGUGUAGUACUACUGAGUUGUAAGAACCAAACUCAACUGAACAAGUUAGUGCCUCAGGUCGAUCUGUUGAAAUGUCAGCCAGACGAUGGAGACAUGCAGCUGCUUCCUUGGAAGUUUCAGUGUCUAUUUCAGAUUCUAGUAGACCUGUCUGAGACACAGAUUCUCAACCAAAUGGUAGAGGAGAUCUUUUUCUUUCCAUUGAACAAGUGUCCCGAUUUGCUGAUUCUCGGUCUACUCGAAUGCACCGGCAAUAAUACUCGACUGAAGGAAGUUGUGCUAAUCAAAGCAAUACUAAAGUUUCUCUACCCGACGUCUGCUCACCCGAACUCAACUCAGAUCUUCCAACGCAUUUGGCCAAAUGACUUUAAUCACACCCACGUCAAUUCACUCACCUGGUCACAAAGACUACUUCUGACAUCGAUGAUUGAGCUCUACAGUUCUUCAACUCCUGAAGAACAGCAGCAAAAACUGUCUCGCAUUUUAGAUUUGUCCCAGGACUUGAAAGCGCUCAACCUUCUUCUUUCAAGCAACUCGUACCUGUUUGUUAUUGAUCUUGCCUGCCUUGCCUCACGCCGUGAAUAUCUCAAACUUGACAAAUGGCUGAAUGAUAAAAUCCAAACAAAUGGUCAACCUUUCAUCGAAGUUUGUGUCACUUUUCUAAAACGCCGUUGUCCUGCGUUUGGCCCAAAUGAGAGCAGUAGUAUGACUUUUCCCAAUGAGACCUUCACUACCAUUCUAAACUGUCUCCGUCAACACAUUUCUGAUAAUCCAAAAACGCUUGCUGAAUUAGAACUGGUAAAAAUGUUGGCGAAAUACUCACAGACGCUUCCUGAUGUUGAAAACGAAUUCAGCAAGGAAGUAGAAGAAGAGGCUGAUUCAUAUUUGCGAAAAAUUUACAAUCAAGAUUUGCCUGAUUCUAUGUCCAUUGACCAAGUGCUGGAUAUGCUGAAAAAAUUUCAGGAAUCUCCCAACAAGCGUGAAAAAGAAGUGUUUGCUU